UGUUGGAUUGCUCUUGAAGGUUUUCUUCAGAACAUGAGGGAAUAGCGUGCUAGUUUUGCUAUAACAUGGAGAACCUCAUAUCCAUCGCCCUCGCGCUCCUCGCCACCUUCAUCACGUACACUUUCCUCCGCGAUCCCUUAGCCGGCAUUCCUGGACCGUUCUGGGCACGUUUGUCGCGAUUAUGGAUGGUACAUCAUAGCCGCGCCGGCGAUAUGCACACCACCAUGAUCGAUUUGCACGCCAAACAUGGCCACCUCGUCCGAACCGCCCCUAACGAAGUCUCCAUCUCCGACCCCUCCUCAAUCAAAGUCAUUUACGGCGCCGGCACCAAGUUCCGGAAAAGCGAUUGGUACUCCGUGUGGCAGGGCCAUCGGAAGUUCGAUUUGUUUGGAGGCAGGGAUGAGAAAAUCCACGGACAACAUCGCAGGCUUAUUAGUAACAUAUACAGCAUGGACCAGCUGAAAAAGUUGGAGCCAUAUGUUGACAUGACAAUCACUCUGUUCCUUGAUCGGCUUCGCGAAGUCACCAAAUCUCAACCAAUCGAUAUGAGCAAGUGGGCGCAGAUGUUCGCUUUCGAUGUCAUCGGCGAAGUCACAUUCUCCCGCCGCUUCGGUUUCCUCUCCGCGGGCCAGGAUGACGGUUCCUUCGCCGCCAUCGAUUCUGCUCUCUUCUCAGCAUCCUGGAUUGGUCAAGUACCCUGGCUGUACUGGCUUCACGAUUUCUUCAUGCCGCUUAUUGGAAACUGGCUGGGCGUCAAUAAUCGCAACGGAACCUUGCGGCAUUUCGCUGCUAGGGAAUGUGACGCUAGGACGGGAAGGGGAAGUGAUAGGAAGGAUAUAUUGUCGAGCUUGAUGCAAGUCCGAGAGACUAAGGGGCAAGAUUUUGAUGAUACCAGUGUGUUGAGUAUGGCGUCCUCCAAUAUCUUCGCCGGAAGCGACACUACUGGAAUCUCGAUCGGGGCCGUUUUAUACAAUCUCUGCAAAUAUCCGCGGUGUAAAAAGAUGUUGAUGCAAGAGAUCGAAGCGACCGUCAAGCGUGAGGGACUAGAUGAGGCGAAGAAUAUGCCAUUCAACACCGGUUUUGCGAUGCCAUACCUACAGGCAUGCAUAUACGAGGCGCUGAGGAUUCAUCCGGCUGUUGGGAUGAGCUUGCCGAGGGUGGUGCCGCCAGAGGGGUUUGAGGUGGAAGGGCGAUUCUUGCCGGGCGGUACGAUUAUUGGAGCGAAUCCUUGGGUUAUCCAUAGACAGAAGGAGAUCUUUGGGAACGACUGCGAGACCUUCCGUCCGGAAAGGUGGUUGGAUGGUGAUCGAGGGCAACUAGACCGCUUCUUCUUUGCUUUUGGAGCUGGUGCGCGAAUGUGCCUGGGAAGAAAUCUGAGCUGGAUAGAAAUAACAAAGCUGGUACCAUCGCUGUUCAUGCGUUUCGACAUCGAGCUCGCCGAUCCGGAGAAUGAGCCUGAGCAGCAUUGCUGGUGGUUCGUGAAGCAAGAAGGGCUACACAUGAAGUUUAUACCUAGAAAUUAG
Molecule: messenger RNA, 1523 nt
Organism: Trematosphaeria pertusa
Lineage: Eukaryota; Fungi; Ascomycota; Dothideomycetes; Pleosporales; Trematosphaeriaceae
Product: cytochrome P450
Exons: 6
Coding region: 66-1523 (485 amino acids)
Molecular function (GO): iron ion binding; monooxygenase activity; heme binding
Source: RefSeq, a predicted model, not a curated record